AUGAAGAACGUCACGUUUUUGCUGCUCGCCAUGUCGGCUACUCUCCUUCUGCUUCUCGCGUCGGCCCUGCCUCCAAGAAGAAGAAGUCUCAUCUCCAAAAAUUACAUCUUCCCAAAAACUCACAGCAAACGAUUCGCCAAAAAUAAUGAUGCCGAAGAUCCGUUAUAUUCUUCUUAUCCAUUUGAGUACAACAACAAUGAGCCUAUCAGCAUGGACUCCAACAAGUAUGCAAACUCGCUGAACAAGGAAUUUCCAAAGGCUCCGAAAGGAAAGCAAGUUUUCAAGAAAGCCCACGUGCCAUGCCUCUUCAGCAUCAUCUCUUGCUGGAAAUAA
Molecule: messenger RNA, 333 nt
Organism: Helobdella robusta
Lineage: Eukaryota; Metazoa; Annelida; Clitellata; Rhynchobdellida; Glossiphoniidae
Exons: 2
Coding region: 1-333 (110 amino acids)
Source: RefSeq, a predicted model, not a curated record